Molecule: messenger RNA, 5216 nt
Organism: Hermetia illucens (black soldier fly)
Lineage: Eukaryota; Metazoa; Arthropoda; Insecta; Diptera; Stratiomyidae
Gene: fw
Product: sushi, von Willebrand factor type A, EGF and pentraxin domain-containing protein 1
Exons: 15
Coding region: 913-4704 (1263 amino acids)
Source: RefSeq, a predicted model, not a curated record
UCAAUGCGUUGUGUCGCCGCUCUGGUAUUUUCACGCGCCAGGUGAACGAAAAAUCGCGGAUCUGCUCACCUUUCCGAUAUUUUUGAUCUUGGUACGUCCGCGCGACAUUACUGGUGAUUUGGUGAAUUCAAUAGUAAUUUUUUGUGAAAAUUAUCCCCUUUCCCAACUAAAAGCAUCCUCACAAUAUUCCUCAACUGCACAAUAUUCAACUAGCCCUUUAGUACGGCUACAUUCGCAUUUAGUGGGGUUAUUGGAACACUAUCUUCACCUUCGGUUGAAAUAUCUGAAAAAUGUAACAGUCAUCGGAUCGCGGAACUAAGAAAUAUCUGUAUUGUUAUAGAAGUGAACGAAGUGAGUGGGCGAGUUAAGUGCAAAAUCUAUUUAUUUCGUCUUGAGCUUAGUUGUGUACGAAAGUAAGGUUGGUCGGUGUCACCUGGGACCUGAUUGUGUCUUAUACACUACUUUGGAUAUUCGCCAACAAACUGGAUUUUAAAUUGCGAAACGGCGCCAUAUUAAUUAACUCGAAGAAACCUACACAAGCACCAUGAUGAGAUAAAAAAAGAAAGUGAAAAACCAAAAUACUCGCGUAUGCAAAUGUAAACUAUCUUUUUAUCACAUGAAAAUCGAGAGUGAAAUCUACGCUGCGUUCGUUUCAGAUUCAAAAUCUGUAUAGAAAAAUAGGAGAGAAUUAUAAAAAAAAGAAAAUCCAAUCAAAGUGUAAGUGAUAGUGAUAGUGAUUCGAUCAGGUUUUAUGUGUUUUCUACCAUUUGAUUCGUGGUCUUCGUUGUUGUUGUCGUUUUCGUCUUUAUUUUCGUUAUCGGCAGAAAGACGUUAACUGAAAAGCAGAUAGUCAUUUCUCAUCGAGUUUUCAUCGUGGAUUUUCAAGUAAAGUGAUCGGGGGCCGAUUGCAAAAUGUUGUCGGAGCCGCAUACAGAUCACAACAACAACUAUAAUCAGCGUAAUAACAAUGGCGGUGACGCGUACAAACAAACGCGCAUAUUGCAAAAGAACAACGGAUCGCAAAAUUCACCAACGGACGAAACCAACAACCGCAACGAAGGUAACCGUCGCGCCAAUGUUAACAACGGUGACGGCCGUAGUGGGAGCGAUCCGAAAGGUAUGAACGCUAACCGUGGCGGGUUAAAAUGUGAACGUAGUGUGCCAAAAAGUGGGGUUCAAUUGAGCCGCGCCGGUGACCAGCAGCAGCAAGAACUAGUGAAACUUGUCUUAGGUUCCAGUGGCCAAAAGCGGCAACUUGGGUCCCAAGUCCGAAAAUGGUCUGCAGCUGCCGCCGCUGGAUCAUGCCGUUGGAAUGACAAAGGAGGAAUCUUACUGGCCGUGGUUGUGACGUCACUGUUGUCUUUCACCACCGAAGUUAGUUGUCAAGUAUGCGGACAACCUGCUGUUCCACUUAAUGCCAAAGUUAAAACAACGUCUGGAGACAAUGGAAUCAUGGAAGCAAAAUAUGAAUGCGAUCCCGGCUAUGAAUUGUUCGGACCCAGCACGAUAAAGUGUGAUCCCAGGAGAGGCUGGGAGCGAGAAUUGCCAUUUUGUGGAACAAAUGUGGCAUUUAGAAAACCAGUAAAUCAAAGUUCGUACACGCGCCAGGGACCAGCUGUAUAUGCAAACGAUGGGAAACCAGGAAACCAGAAUCCAGACGGUCAAGAAUGCUCUGAAACUCAAAAGGAAACAUCUCCCUGGUGGAAAGUGGAUUUAAUCACUCCACAAGCUGUAAGAGUCGUGAGGAUAACGACACGCGGUUGUUGCGGUCAUCAACCAAUACAAGAUCUUGAAAUUCGCGUUGGGAAUAGCAGCGUAGAUCUUCAGAGGAAUCCUCUUUGUGCGUGGUAUCCAGGCACAGUGGAUGAAGGAAUAACGAAAACAUUUACCUGUGCAAGAGCACUUGUUGGCCAAUAUGUGGCUAUACAAUUGGUAGGCGUUGAAGGCAGCUUGAGUUUAUGUGAAGUAGAAGUUUUCACAAAUGAAGAAUUCUCUGUGGAAAAAUGCACAGCACCGAAUCUGAGUCCUGAAACAGUUGUUGGAACUUUCUCAAGAACUUGCUAUGAAUUUCAUGUGACACGAGGAGAAAAUUUUGAGAAGGCUCAGCAAAUAUGCCAAUCACAUGGUGGUGAUUUGAUACAUAAUUUCCGAGAUAUCGCAAACGACUACAUCUUGUCAGAGUUGGAGCGACGAAAAGGUGAACUGAAAACCCAACUUGUGUGGAUUGGAGCACAAAAAGAACCUGGCAUUACAUCACGUACAUGGAAAUGGGUCACAGGUGACCUUGUAUUAAGACCUGCUUGGGGCAAAGAUCAACCGAAUAACUAUAACGGAGAACAGAAUUGUGUAGUUUUGGACGGAGGACGCAACUGGCUAUGGAACGAUGUCGGUUGUAAUUUAGAUUACUUACAUUUCAUAUGUCAGCAUGCACCUUUAUACUGUGGAUCACCAGAUUCACUGCAGAAUACCACAGUGAUAGGUAAAAACUACACAGUUGGCAGCAAGAUCACCUAUACUUGCCCAAAAGAUCACGCCCUUAUCGGUGAGGAAAUACGUACGUGUACAAGUGAAGGGGUCUGGAGCGGAAGAGCUCCAACAUGCAAAUAUAUCGAUUGUGGCCCAUUACAACCUAUUAGAGAUGGACUGAUCAAAAUUUCGGGAACGGUAACUACUUACGGAGUGACAGCGAAAUACGUUUGCAACACCAACUUUACAUUAAUUGGCAAUGAAACAAGAACUUGUGGUCUGGAAGGUUGGUCUGGGGAAACACCUCAAUGUCUGAUCGACUAUUGCCCAGAGCCUCCAAGUAUUUCUGGAGGAAAGGUGGUUAUUACUGGAAAACGAUCUGGCUCCACUGCAAUGUACGAAUGCCAAACUGGCUACGUAUUGUCUGGUGAUCCUAUUAUUACGUGUGGCCUAGGAGGUGAAUGGACUGGCAAGCCCCCUUCUUGUCGAUAUGUUGAUUGUGGAGCUCCUCCACGUCCGGAUCAUGGCACAGCAAUGCUCCUCAAUGACUCAACUACUGUUGGUGCAAUGGUAAAAUACCAAUGUGAGGAUGAUUACUGGCUUGUAGGCCCAUCAGACAUGUCGUGUACUAAAGAAGGAAAAUGGUCCGGAGAAGCACCCAUUUGUGAACUGAUUACAUGUGAUACACCUCAUGUCCCACCAGGAUCUUACGUAGUUGGCUACGAUUACAACAUUCACUCUACAAUUGAGUAUCAUUGUGAUCCUGGACAUAUAUUGCGAGGUGCACCUAUCCUGGAAUGUUUGGAAACAGGUGAAUGGAGUGGGGACGCACCGUUUUGCGAAUUUAUUGACUGCGGUUUGUUGCCACCAGUACCGUUUGCAACUCAUAAAUAUGUUCAAAACACAACUUUCAUUGGAUCUGAAGUAGUUUUCACUUGCGCAGCUACACAUAAGCUCUCGGGGGUAACGAAGCGUACAUGCUUGGAAUCAGGAUUAUGGAGCGAUUUGCCACCUAAAUGCGAAGAAAUAAGAUGUCCAGAACCAACGCUGGCUCCCCACAGCAUAUUAUCUGUCACAGGCAAUGAUCGUAUGUACGGCAGAACAUUAAUAAGAACUGCAGAAUCUGGACCAAGCACUGCACAAACAUAUAAAGUGGGGGCUCUUGCUAAAUAUCGUUGCGAGCGAGGAUACAAAAUAGUUGGCGAACCGCUGAUUACAUGUGAAGACAACGGUCUGUGGAGCGGCGAUAUUCCUGAAUGCAUUUAUGUAGAAUGUGGCAACCCACCGUCAAUAGAGCGAGGAAAACUUACAUUAGCAACAAAUGCCACAUAUUACGGAGCAGCAGCUCUUUACGAGUGCAACAGCAACUUCAAACUGCAUGGAGUGUCCAGAAGAUUAUGUUCAGAAGAUGGAACUUGGAGUCAUGAAACGCCAUCAUGUCAAGAGAUUACUUGCGAUGAGCCGGAAGUAUCAGAAAUGGUUUUGGUAGAUUCGGGUACACGGUCAGUGGGAUCAGAAGCCAAAUUUAGCUGCAUGCGGGGAAGAUAUCUAGUUGGAAACGAUACCAGAAUUUGCCAAAAAAGUGGACAAUGGACCGGAAAGUCACCAAUCUGCAAACCGGUUGAUUGUGGACUGCCAUUACCUAUUGAAAAUGGUCGGGUUAUAGUCGUCAAUGAAUCAACAAUCUAUGGAGGAUCAGCUGAAUAUCACUGCUUACCAAAUUUCAACCGCAUCGGGCAAUUUCUACGAAAAUGUCUAGAAGAUGGCAAGUGGAGUGGAGAAGAACCACGAUGUGAAGUCGCGGCCAAUGAGGCCCAAGAAAGCUCCGGCUUAGGAACAGGAAUCGCAAUUGGAGCAACAAUCAUUGUUGUACUCCUAAUCAUAAUUGGGUUAAUAUUCCUUCAUCGAAAUAAAGCGCGCCCAGUUAAAAACACAGAGAAUGUUCAAGCCGCCGAAACGAAGGAGGAUCGAAAUGCUUCUGUAAUGUCUUACGCUACAUUAGAUGGGAGAGGAAGACCGGAACUUGCAAACCCUGCCACAUUCAAUACAUUCCAUCGACCUAGUCAUUCUAGAAAUAGGAACAUAAAUAAUAAUCUGCGAGCAACAGAAAAUAUCUACGAUCAAAUACCUAACGAACAAUACUACGAUGCUCCAUACGAAAUGAGAACAAACGAUGAAGUGUAUGAACCAGAGCCCUCGGGUAAUAUGAUAACCAUUAACGGAAUUUCUGUGCGGUAGAGAAAGGCGUCCAUUUUGAGGCACUGCAUAUACUAACACGUUCUUUUAAUCAAAAAAGUCUUAAAAACUGUAAACCAUCUAUUUAUAUAUACUUACCUAUGGAUGCAAAUUCUCAUUACUUUUGUAGUAUAUUUUCCUAUAUCUGUAGGUUUUAGAGUAAUCAAAUGAAAACAUGUCUACCGUUUAAACAUUUAAGGUUAGAUAUUGCUUAGUUAACGGUGUGAAUGGGGUGUGACAAUAUGAAAAUGUUUUUGUUGGAAUGAAUUGGCAAUUUGUAAAGGGUGUCAUUGAGAGACUGCUAUGUUUAUAUUGGCAUGAAUGCGAGAAACAUAAUUUUAACACGAAAAAGUAAAUCUGAAAACGGACUGUGUAUAGGACGAAAACGAAUCAAAAAAGAAACUACUGUAUUGUUCAGUUUUUCGCUUAUUUAUAAACUAGUUACUUUGAUAUUAAUUGUGUAUUAUAUUGUAAUGUACGCCAAGAUUAAAUAUUUUAAUAUAUUUAUAUGAAGC